This is a messenger RNA of Alternaria atra, 1527 nucleotides long. RefSeq lists its product as uncharacterized. The transcript is spliced from 2 exons. NCBI's taxonomy places the organism in Eukaryota, Fungi, Ascomycota, Dothideomycetes, Pleosporales, Pleosporaceae. The record is from RefSeq and is a predicted model, not a curated record. The coding region runs from base 1 to 1527 and encodes 508 amino acids. Gene Ontology annotation, biological process: phosphatidylcholine biosynthetic process.
AUGUCAACCCCAGAGGAUGCGGAUGCAGGCGGUCUGCCCAAGUCGAGGUCAGAGCCGCAGCUUGGAGUCUCUGAAUUAUCCGCACGUCCAACACCAGGUGACUCCACACAUGCCGGCUCUGCGCUGCUUGAUGAGCCCGUCUCCUCAUCUGCGAACCAACCACUCUCUACACCUGGUCUCUCCCGUUCCGCCUCAUUCUCCAAUAGCUCAUACCACGAUGACUCCGAUUUCGAAGAUGCUGCCUUCUUCCCGCCGGUCGAGAAGCUCACCAUGUUCGACUUUGUCGAGAACCUCGCCCUAUCGCAGCGCAUCGAGAAGAUCCAGAAUUCCAUAGCCUCUCAGACGGAGAAGAUCAAGAACCAGGCCAAGAAUCGGGGCAUCACAAAAGACCGUGUUGUUGAAGAAUGGCGACGGAGAGUCCCGUCCGAAGGGGAGCAGCUUGAGAAGUACAAGAGGCGUAUGCGCCAUUCGGUAGAUCGCCUGAAUCGCCGCUGGAACGAAUCACUCACUGUCACCGCGCGCGAGAAGGCCUCUUUCAUCGCCGCCGUUAUGAACAUCUUUGUGUCAGGAUACCUGAUCGGCUGCCACCCGGACCUACUUCCACACUGGUACACUGCUCAGCUGCUCUACUUCAUGCCCCUCCGCUUCUUCACCUAUCACAAGAAGGGCUACCACUACUUUCUGGCCGAUCUGUGCUACUUUGUCAACAUACUACUCGUUCUGAGUGUAUGGGUCUUCCCGCAGUCUAAGCGCCUCUUCAUCGCGACGUACUGCCUUUGCAUGGGAAAUAACGCUGUCGCUAUUGUGAUGUGGCGUAACUCGCUCGUCUUCCACAGCAUGGACAAAGUGGUUAGUCUGUUCAUCCACAUCAUGCCUUGCGUCACCCUGCACUGCCUCGUUCACUUGCUGUCGCCAGAAUACCAGCAGGAACACUAUCCCGCCAUCUACGACAUCCGCCACUCCGACCCAUCUUCACCCCAUCACUAUAGUUUGCUGCAGAUGAUGCUGUGGGCCACUUUCCCAUAUGCUUUCUGGCAACUGAGCUACCAUUUUCUCAUCACGGUACGCCGUCGCGACAAGAUUGCCGCUGGCCGACCCACUAGCUUUACAUGGUUGCGGAAGUCGUACGCCAAAACAUGGAUCGGCAAGAUUGUCCUCUCGCUUCCCGACUUUCUGCAGGAGCCUGCGUUUAUGUUCAUUCAAUACAGCUAUGCUGUCCUGACGAUGCUACCCUGCCCAAUCUGGUUCUGGUACCGCUGGCCCUCAGGCCUGUUCCUUAGCGUCGUUUUCAUCUGGAGUGUCUACAAUGGCGCCACCUACUACAUCGACGUCUUCGGCAACCGAUUUCAGAAAGAGCUUGAGCAGCUGAAGAAGGAUAUGGCGAAAUGGCAGGCUUCGCCCGAAGGCGGUUUCACGCCCUUUACACCAAUGGAGGGUGGGAAUGAGAAGCAACUAGGUUAUAUCCCUCCACUAGAGGGCAGCACUGGCGUCAAGCCUGUGGAUGGAGAGACAAGGGAGAGGAAAUAG